This is a messenger RNA of Leptonychotes weddellii (Weddell seal), 2436 nucleotides long. The record is from RefSeq and is a predicted model, not a curated record. NCBI's taxonomy places the organism in Eukaryota, Metazoa, Chordata, Mammalia, Carnivora, Phocidae.
AACACUGAUUCAGGAGACUGACCCUGGUGCAGAUUACCGCAUUGAUAGAGCCCUGAAUGAAGCUUGUGAAUCUGUAAUACAGACAGCCUGCAAACACAUAAGAUCGGGAGACCCAAUGAUCCUCUCAUGCUUGAUGGAACACUUAUACACAGAGAAAAUGGUGGAAGAUUGUGAGCACCGUCUAUUAGAACUGCAGUAUUUCAUCUCUCGAGAUUGGAAGCUGGACCCUGUCUUAUACCGCAAGUGCCAGGGAGAUGCAUCUCGUCUUUGCCACACCCAUGGCUGGAAUGAAACCAGUGAACUUAUGCCUCCUGGAGCUGUGUUCUCUUGCUUGUAUAGACACGCCUACCGCACUGAGGAACAGGGCAGGAGGCUGUCUCGGGAGUGCCGAGCUGAAGUUCAAAGAAUCCUACACCAACGUGCCAUGGAUGUUAAGCUAGAUCCCGCCCUCCAGGAUAAGUGCCUGAUUGAUUUGGGAAAGUGGUGCAGUGAAAAAACAGAGACUGGACAGGAGCUUGAGUGCCUCCAGGACCACCUUGACGACCUGGCUGUAGAGUGCAGAGAUAUAGUCGGCAACCUCACCGAGUUAGAAUCCGAGGACAUUCAAAUAGAAGCCUUGCUGAUGAGAGCCUGUGAGCCCAUAAUUCAGAACUUUUGCCAUGAUGUGGCAGAUAACCAGAUCGACUCUGGGGACCUGAUGGAGUGUCUCAUUCAGAACAAACACCAGAAGGAUAUGAAUGAGAAGUGUGCCAUUGGAGUCACCCACUUCCAGCUGGUGCAGAUGAAGGAUUUUCGUUUCUCUUACAAGUUUAAAAUGGCCUGCAAGGAGGAUGUGUUGAAACUUUGCCCCAACAUAAAAAAGAAGGUGGACGUGGUGAUCUGCCUGAGCACGACCGUGCGCAAUGACACUCUCCAGGAGGCCAAGGAGCACAGGGUGUCCCUGAAGUGCCGCAAGCAGCUGCGGGUGGAGGAGCUAGAGAUGACCGAGGACAUCCGUCUGGAACCAGAUCUGUAUGAAGCUUGCAAGACUGACAUCAAGAACUACUGUUCCACUGUGCAGUAUGGCAAUGCUCAGAUUAUUGAAUGUCUGAAAGAAAACAAGAAGCAGCUAAGUACCCGUUGCCACCAGAAAGUUUUUAAGCUACAGGAGACAGAGAUGAUGGACCCAGAACUAGACUAUACACUCAUGAGAGUUUGCAAGCAGAUGAUAAAGAGGUUCUGUCCAGAAGCAGAUUCCAAAACCAUGUUGCAGUGCUUGAAACAAAAUAAAAACAGUGAAUUGAUGGAUCCCAAAUGCAAACAGAUGAUAACCAAGCGCCAGAUCACCCAGAACACAGAUUACCGCCUAAACCCUGUGUUAAGGAAAGCCUGUAAAGCUGACAUUCCUAAAUUCUGCCAUGGUAUCCUGACUAAGGCCAAGGAUGAUUCAGAGCUGGAAGGUCAAGUCAUCUCUUGUCUCAAGCUGAGAUAUGCUGAUCAGCGGCUUUCUUCAGACUGUGAAGACCAGAUACGGAUUAUUAUCCAGGAGUCUGCUCUGGAUUACCGACUAGAUCCUCAGCUCCAGCUGCACUGCUCAGAUGAGAUCUCUAAUCUGUGUGCUGAAGAAGCAGCAGCCCAAGAGCAGACGGGUCAAGUGGAGGAAUGCCUCAAAGUUAACCUGCUCAAAAUCAAGACGGACACUUGUAAGAAGGUAAUCACCACCAUCAGUGGCCCUUUUCCUGCCUGCUUUCACUCCUUUUUCCCUUUCCUUCCAAUGCUGUCCUCUGACGUCUCAGGGAUAACAUCUAAACCUUCCUCCCCAGAAUUCUACACACUGUUCCCUCUUAGAAAACCUUAAUUGGGUUCUUAACAAUUAAUCACCUAUACCUUAAGUAUUCUUUCACAUGUACUAAUUAUUUGUGAAUAUGUCUCAUCCCCACAACCAGGCCGUUGUUGAGGGGCACUGUGAGUACGCUGCCGAGAGCAAGAUGUCAAGUCCAACAUAUCAGUACAUAUACUGCAUCCAUAAAAGUCAUUUCAGAAAUAGCACAUAAAAACAAAGUUAACAAAAUGUGACUGCUAAGCAUACAUUAUCUUGUAAAACUGCAACUGAGAUGAUCUAUCUGAUCUUUUUUAAAAAACUUUUUCUUUUUUUGAAAAGUGUUUCAGUGAUGUCAUUGUUGAGUCACUGUGACUACUGUACACAGAUCUUUUCAUCUGCUGAAAUGCUUCCGAUUGCACACGGUCUGAGGAAUGGAGGGAGUUGGCGGAAAGCUAAAUCCAGAUAUUUUCCUUGGACUGCUUUGUCAUCAAAUGAUCCCAUUUAACUUUGAAGAGGACUUUUUGAACAAUAUUUGAGUUUCGGGUUUUCUUUUCUUGUUUUUAUUAUUGUUGUUUUAUUGGGACUAUAGUCUUUCCAUUGAAAGCAAACUAUUUUUAUUUAAGAAAGCAUUUCUA